CUCAGCGAGCAGCUACUCCAAAGGGAGCAGCUACUCUUGUGUAGCAAAGCAGCAAUGGCCGACUUCAACUACGGCAAUCCCCUCAACGACCAGGUCCCACAUCCAAAUCCUCCGCCAAUAAUGCGAUCCCAAGAUCCCGAUUCGCUCGCUCCACACUACUCGGCCUAUCACGCUCCCUUCAUGAACAACCCUGAUGGUCCAAUAUAUCCUCGACUACAGGGCCAGUACAGAACACGGCUGCCGGAUCCCCCCAUGAUGUAUGCCACAUACAUGACCAGCAAUCACCCCUUUGCCCUCUAUGGUGCUCCAGCUCCUCGACCGGAAGAACAUCAUGCUACCCCGUCUGGCGUCACAUUUCAACCUCCUGUUGAUGGGCCUCCUCUGAGCAGCGCACAUGCACAAUUCCCCGAUCCGCAGCACCAGAGGGACUCUUACUUCCGGAAUCUGCAUCACAGAACUUUGACCCCGCCUGGCAUGGUGGAUGGUCCGACGCGACCGUCUUCACUCCAGCCAAAUGCAACAGAUAGUCUUAGUCUCCCGCCUCAAGGUGCAUGGAAUUUGCCGUUGUUUUCCGAAUUCUAUCGGCAUGGCCCUAUGGGUUCAGCAUCUACUGCACCCUUGAGGCCAAAUCCGCCUGGAAACGGAGCGAUACCACCUCCCACUACUGGCAAUGGACGCCCCAUGCGGACUGGACCCGUCAACGUGGAUAUGCGCUUGCCAUACGUCGUGCCUAACCGCGUACCUUUAAGCCAGAGGCCACACGUUUCGAGCACGCAAGCCGCGAGAACCUCCGAACGAUCGGAACGGCAAAUGGCGGCCAUAGUAAACCAGCACUCUCAUCGUCCAGGAGACAAUACUUCACCCCGAACUUCUCAUCGACGGAGCUUUGACAGAUACUCGACAGAUCUUUCUCUACCUGGCAAUAGUCCGGAAUCAGAUGCAUCGCACACGCCAACACAUCGCUCGAUCCGACGCCGAAUGGGAGAUGGCUUUGAGAGUCCCGAACAUCGUGCACUUGUGAUGGCCGCCCGCCACGAUUCUGGCAUCCCUUCCACGCACCAAAUACAGCAACUCAAGGGAAGGUUGUCCAGACAUGUAAGGGGCGAACUAGAAAAGGACGUGUCUCCAACAUGUGACAUUUGUCAGAGGGAUUACUCGGAAAAGCUCGUUGAACCGUCCGAAGAUGAAGAAGUGGCAGUCAAAUUGCCUUGCAAGCACGUAUUCGGAGAACACUGCAUUCACACCUGGGUAUGCUCUUUUUUGAUCUGCCUUUGCUUCUUUUUAAUUCUGAACUGUGCUAAUCCAUCAUAGUUUGACACUU
This is a messenger RNA of Periconia digitata, 1321 nucleotides long. The record is from the annotation of a GenBank genome assembly. NCBI's taxonomy places the organism in Eukaryota, Fungi, Ascomycota, Dothideomycetes, Pleosporales, Periconiaceae.